GCUCAGUCUUCGGGACACGCCUGCGCUCUGUAUGUGCCAAUAAAGCUCGUUUAAAAGAAAGGUAAAAAAAAACCCUCCAGCAGCACAGACAGAGGGAAGGGGGAGUCGGAGGGCUUAGUUGUGAGGAGGCAGCAAAGCCGUGCCAUUGCGCUCACACUGAGGAGUUGGAGGAUUAGCUGCCGGCUGGACAUCGCCACUGAGCAACCGAGGAAACCUUUUCUGCGUGUGGCUACAGGCACCCACUUACACAUGAGCCCGCUGGCAGUCCCUCUACUCACACUCCCCGGCGUUGUUGCUUCAGAUACUGAACAAGUUCCCAGGACUCUGGGAUAUGCCAGCAAUGAAUGAGCCUUUGCAGCCAGGACUCUGCUUGAUUGAAAAGCCAUUCUAGCUAGAGACAUGGCUGGUUAGUUACACGCUAGAGGAUAUUCUUAUUUCUGCUUUAUUUCGGCGUGUUAUCUCCGUUGCCAUGGCCAAACAUUGCCAGGGAGCAGCGGCAGAAGAUAUCGGCACCAUCUCGGACGAGGAGCUGCUGCGCUGGAGCAAAGAGGAGCUGGCCAAGAGGCUGAGGAAAGUGGAGAAUGAGAAGAUGAGCCUGAUGGUGGAGCAUGGCAAUAUGAUGAAAGAUGUGAACAGGAGGCUUCAGGUCCAUCUCCAUGAGAUCAGGGGGCUAAAGGAAGUCAACCAGAAACUUCAGGAUGACAACCAGGAGCUACGGGAACUCUGCUGUUUCUUGGAUGAUGACAGACAGAAGGGCAAGAAACUGUCCAGGGAAUGGCAGAGGUUUGGUAGGCACUCAGCCACUAUGAUGUGGAAGGAGGUUGGGGUUUACCAGCAGAAGCUGAAGGAGCUGGAGGCAAAGCAGGAGUCCUUAAUAAGGGACAACCUGGAGUUGAAGGAGAUCAUCCUCAUGUUAGAUGAGGAGAGGAAUGGUGCUGGGUCCAGAAGCUCCAUCGAUAGCCAAAACAGCUUGACCAAUUUGAAUGGAAGUUCUGGCCCUAGAGAUGUGGGGGACGGCAGCAGCACUUCCAGCACUGGCAGCGCGGGUAGCCCUGACCAUCACCACCAUCAUCACCACCACACAAAACCAACUGAGAACAAAGCUGGGACAGUUAGGAAAUCAACUGAUGACCUGUCCAUCCCCCCUCACCACAGAAGUAUUCCCAAUGGCUUGAAUGAUUCCUCUACGACUUACAUUCGGCAGCUAGAGACCAGAGUCAAACUCCUUGAGGAUGACAACAAGCUUUUGUCCCAGGGCUCCACUCGGGUUACACCUGAGAUUUCAUCCACUGCUCCUGCUGGCUACAUCCCUGUGGUGCAGAAACCCGAAGCAGUUGUCCAUGCAAUGAAGGUUCUUGAGGUGCAUGAAAACUUGGACAGGCAGAUGUCAGACACUUAUGAGGAAGACCUCAGUGAAAAAGAGAAGGCUAUUGUCCGAGAAAUGUGCAAUGUGGUCUGGCGAAAGCUGGGAGACGCCACUAAUUCGAAACCAUCCAUCCGACAACACCUUUCUGGCAACCAGUUCAAAGGACCCUUGUAGGAGCCAAGAAAGCUCUGAAAGAAGCAUCUCAAGAAGGCACAUUUUCCGUAAUAAAAUGUGGAUAUUGUAAAUAUGGCUGAUUAUAUUACCAGGAGGACUGGCCGAAUAUGCUGUAAAUAUGUCUGACCCCCUGAAGAGAAAAGAAUACAUAUUUUGUUAUGUAGAUCACUUGCUGUACAGACUGUAGAUAAACGAAGCUAAAAGCUGGUAGAAAGAAAAACACUAACCUGUGAAUUAGCUGUAAUCGUGGUUUCAUUUGAUAAAUUGUUUACUUAUCAUAACUUGUGUUUCUCAGUUUGCACACUGCUGUUAAAUAGAUCACUCAGAGGUCUGGCUCUGUGCUUAGGGUUAGGCACAUGUGUUUGUGGAACAAGGGGCAACAACCUGAUACUGACCAUCAUCUGUAACACUUCAACGGACCUGGAGCAUACUAAGAACUAGCCAAUAGCAAGAGUUCUUGGAAGCAAUCCCAGCAUUGUACUAGAUAUAAUAGUGGUAUAGAGUCGUUCUGGGUAGGGUAACAAUGGGAAUGUCUGGUUUCUUUAUGAUAAACCUUUCUCUAGACACAGGAGAUGUGUUAGCCAUUACCUACCACCAACUGCUACUAAGGUGAAAUGAAUCAUGGUUCUUCAUCAGAAGAAUUUUGGGAGUUAAGAAAAGAAAAGAAAAGAAAAUAGUUACAGUGAGGGUUUUUCCUGUAUAAAAUAGUGCUUUGUGAUAUUUGCAAAAGAACCGGUUGUAUCAGACCUUCAGUAGCAGGCAAGUCUGAGUGUUGGCAGAAGGGUCAAAGCAAAGUAUUUUGCUUAUUGGAAACCCACUCUAGUUCAGAUACCGUAAGUAAUGUAGAGGCAUGGAGAUAUUUGUGGCUAUAUUAUUUUUAAUUUAUUUAAAAAAAAAAAAAAAAUAUUAAAAUGUAUUAUAAAUUUUAGCUACAAGUCAGCCUAAAACUGGAAUGCAUUCAUUUAGAGAUGCACUGGGGAGCUUUGUUGGGCGAGUGUCAGAGAAUGUUCAAUUCACAUUGAAUAAUUUGUACGUGAUCCCUUUGAGGUAGUGGAAUCUUUGCCUGUAAAAGGGAUGUCGACUUUCCCUGACACUCAUCACUAGCAGGUAGUUAUAUAUCAAAGAUUGUCCCAUUGAAAAACACAAGCACUACAAAGCAGAAUUACAGUUUUGGGUUUUCCAGGAGAAUAAUCCUAUUGUUUCCACUGGAAUUUAUUUUGUUGCCAACUGUGUCCCUGAUAAUGUUUGAUAUAUGAUCACAUGAGCUGAAACAAAGCUCCAGCUGAAAAGUUCUGUGUGUUACAUUGGCCUUCAGCCUAUCCAGGGACGUGGUCAGACAGCUUCUCAGGUUGUUUAAGGAACAGUCUGUGUUCCCCUAGGUACCCAUGGCUACAUAAUGCACUUUGGCAGCAAAGUCAGUCUCAAUGCCACAAACUCUCCGGAGACGUUAAACAGAAAUAGCCUUAAAGCUGCAUGAGACUCUGUCCAGGCUUUUAGGCCUACUGAAGGCCCCUGCAUCCAGCAGUUUAGAGUCUCAUUUAGUUUGGCUUGAUGUUAAGGAUUCAGCUAAAUCCUAUGUGUUGGGAUUCAGUCACAGUAUUAGUACACUCUGUAUACGAUUCAUAGGACUCAUGAGAUGGAUCCAGUUUUAUUCAUUUAUUCCAUGAGACCAAUAGGACUCUGGCAAAUGAUCCGUUAAUGACACUGCUGGCUUCCACAUGGGGCGUCACUGGUAGCAGCCGCCUUACCAGCAUGUUAACUAGAAUUAUUAUUUCAGUAACAAGAUAUUUCUUUUUAAUGUGUGAAAUGAAUUUAGUUUAUUUUAGACAGGAAUGGCAGAAAGUCCUGGGUGGGUUUGAUGUGUUGCUACAUAUCGGAACAAGCAGUGCACUACAUGGUAUCAUUCGGAGCAUUAUUCACUCUGCUCCCCCUGUAGGGCAUGGCGACAAGUUCUGCUUAGUUCAACCCUUUUCAGGGAGCUACAGACUAUGUGCAAAUAGAAGCCUAAUUCUCUCUAUAUUUCUAUAUACAAUAUAUAUAUAUAUGUGCAUAUAUAGCAAAUUGAUUCCUAGAGGAAUUUUUUUUAUUUUUUUCUAAAUAAAAGAAAAAAGACAAAAAGAAACCAAAUGAGGAUCUGGCCUUUCCAUUGUGAGGAAUUAUGGCAGUGUAUUUGAUUUCUGUUCAAAUAUUUGUUAUUGCAAUUUUAGAUUCCCCCCAUAGUUUGGGAUUCUUAUUUUAUUCAAGCAAUUGCUUAUUAACUGAGAGAUAUAAAUCCGUAUGUUGAGAUUAAAAAAGCAAAGGUGUUUUAUUUCUAGCAUUUUAGGAAUUUUUGGGUAGGUUUUAAAGGAUUAGUAAACCUUAAAAAUUCUGAAUGUAAAUAUGCUCAUGGUGCAUUUCUAAGCAACUUUGCAAUUGACAUUUAUUUUUUUCAGUUUCAGAGCUAUUUGAGUUUUUAUUAACUGCCAAUAAAAUAAUUUUGUAACUUCGCCACCUGCUGGUCAGUUCCUGAAACUGUACAGUGAAGGAGAGGUACCUUCAGAAGGAAAACAGAGAAAGUGUUCUGAUGUUGCUUUGCUCAGGAAAGAGAUCAGUAGUCUCAGAUGCCCUUGCCCAUCUCCUUCCUGAGCAGUGGAUUCUGGCUAAUUCCAGAGAAGCUGCUGGAAGAUGCCGUAGACAGUCACUAUUUACUGGGAUGCUAUUUUGGCCUUUGUGUACUUGAAAUUCCAGGGUCUUUGACUGUACAUUUGGAUGUCUUUGACUGUACAUUUAGAGGAGCUGACCAGCAGGUGGUGCAGUUGAUACAAAACUUAUAUUGGCAGUUAUUAAAAAACAUAAAUAACACUUCGACUAAAAAAAAUGUAAUAUGAAUUUCAAAAGUGCUAAGAAAAGCACCCUGAGCAAUCCUUUCACUCUCAGAAUUUCAAGGUAGCAUAACCUUCUGGACGGGACAGUAAAUAACAAAGAAACGCUUUUCUGCAUUUGGCCGCCGGUGCAUGCAGUGCCAUCCAGUUGCAAUGGAUUGCGCACCAAUCGGCCCAUCUCAGUAGCUAAUUAAAAGGUGCCAGUGCAUUUGCACUUUGGAUUUCAAGCCACAAAGUAACAGGUUUUAUUUAAUAUUCCAGUGAGAAAUGAUUUGAUUUGCCAUCACAAUACCUCCAACAAAAAGAAAUGGCUUAAAAGAUAGGGCAUCCUAUCCACGGCCAUAAGCUGUAUCUGCUCAUAUUGUACUGUGGCACCAGCAGUAGCAUACACUGAUUCUUUUUAGUACAUUUAUGCUGUUUCGCUUGGGGUGUCUGACAUUAGUUUAUUACCUCUUCAUUAUCACAACACUGGAUGCCCCUUUUGUAUAUAGUGGGGGAGAUGUACCGCUAGCAGAUCACCAGUGGCAAGUGUAGAUACACAGUCCCCAAGGGAUUAGACAGAGCACAAACCUUGUUCACAGUGAUUGUAUUAUGAGAGUGUUUCCUGAUAGAACUCAUUUGUUUUAUGCUUACAAACCCAUUAUAGACAUCUCCAUAUGCUUCUCUCUGUAAGUAAAGAUACACAUAAAAACUCCCAGGCAGACCUGUAAUAGGAUCAUGGGUUAUCUAUCCUUUCCUUACAGUAUGUGGCGGCUGUGUGUUGUACAAGGAGAGAGCUUUCCUCUUUGGCAAUGGUUUUAUUCUAAGCCAAGUGUUCAGUUCAGCAAUGCUGCCCUCGUGUGUAGAAAGUACUUAAUGGAAAGAGAAUUCUUUUGUUAUUUCAACAAUUCUACUCCUCAAUCCAAACCUUCCCUUUCUCUGCUUUGUUAAAGACAAUAACCUAUGGUUUAUUUUUCCCCCCCAAUGGCUCAGAUUAAAGAGGUUUUUUUUGUUUAUUAGAA
Messenger RNA from Xenopus tropicalis (tropical clawed frog), 5402 nucleotides. It is a transcript of the gene ccdc85c, whose product is annotated as coiled-coil domain containing 85C. The coding region runs from base 470 to 1540 and encodes 356 amino acids. The record is from RefSeq and is a predicted model, not a curated record. Lineage: Eukaryota; Metazoa; Chordata; Amphibia; Anura; Pipidae. The transcript is spliced from 5 exons. Gene Ontology annotation, cellular component: adherens junction; bicellular tight junction.